This is a messenger RNA of Dracunculus medinensis (Guinea worm), 1935 nucleotides long. The record is from the annotation of a GenBank genome assembly. NCBI's taxonomy places the organism in Eukaryota, Metazoa, Nematoda, Chromadorea, Rhabditida, Dracunculidae.
AUGGAGGGUCCAUUAUCAAAAUGGACGAAUGUUGUUCAUGGCUGGCAGUUUCGAUGGUUUUUACUUAAAAAUGAUGCUUUAUGUUACUAUACGUCUCGUGAAAAAAUGAAGAAAAAACAGCUACGAGGUUGUAUUCGUCUUCGAGGCGCAGUUAUUGGAAUUGAUGGUGAGAAUACGUCGCUUUUUACGCUAACUGUUGAUGGCAAAACCUUUCAUCUCCAGGGCCGCGAUCAGAAAGAAAGAGAUAAUUGGGUUCGAGCACUGGAGACUACAAUACAUGAAUUAAGCGGCUAUUAUAAACCAUCAUCUGUGCAAUCACUUUCAAUUACUCUCAAAUGCAAGGUACGGAGUCUUGAGAAUUUGAAUUCCACUGUUAAUGAUCAAAACGAUUCAUUGAGUGAAAUUAUUCAAACGACUAAUUGUUUAAUGGAUAUUGUUAAACAUUCUAUUAUUUUGCUUCAAAUGGCCAGAAAUCGAGUGAAUGGUGAUUCUGGAUCCUCCAAAGACCUUCUAGAUGACUGUUCUGAUGAAGAAAAUCAGUCAUCUAUGAGAAAGGCAGAGAUUGUGUCACCAAUAUCAUAUUCAAGUAGUGAAGAUGAAUUUUUCGAUGCUGAAGGUUUAUCCGAAGAAAAUUCUCCGUCAAAAAUAGCCGGUGAUCGAGAUGGUCGAAUUCAUUUCAAGUCAACUUUGAUUGAACCAGUAUAUAAUGAUGAUAAUGAAGAUUUUGACGCGAUUUAUGAUGACUCAGAAGAACAUGAAGUAGGGGAUAUGCAACAACAACAUGGAUCAGUUUUAAUGCAUCUUUUAUCACAGGUUAGUGUUGGAAUGGAUUUAACUAAAGUUACAUUACCAACAUUUAUAUUAGAACGACGUUCUUUGUUGGAAAUGUAUGCUGAUUUUUUUGCUCAUCCUGACGAUUUUAUUGCUUCUGCUGUUCAUUCUACUCCUGAACAACGUUUUAUAGCAGUCGUUAAGUAUUAUUUAGGUGCAUUCUAUGCAGCGCGAAAGAGCGGUGUCGCUAAAAAGCCUUAUAAUCCUAUUCUUGGAGAAAUUUUUAGAUGUCGUUGGACUUUGCAGGAUUUGCCAAAAACGGGUGUCAAAACAGUUCGAGGUCCCUUUCCUGGUUCUGAUCUUAGUCAGUUGACAUUUAUUGCUGAACAAGUUAGCCAUCAUCCGCCAAUUUCUGCUUUUUAUGCUGAACUACCUUCUCAGAAAAUAUCGCUUAAUGCUCAUAUAUGGACCAAAUCAUCUUUCCUCGGAUUGUCUAUUGGUGUAACAAAUAUUGGUUGGGCUUCUGUAAAAUUGCAUGAAUUCGAUGAGGAAUAUAGAGUUACGUUUCCUAACGGAUAUGGACGUUCGAUAAUGAGCACUCCAUGGAUUGAACUCGGUGGAAAAGUAAAUGUUAAUUGUGAUAAAACUGGUUAUUAUGCGGAGAUUACUUUUCUUACAAAGCCAUUUUUCGGUGGCAAAGCACAUCGUAUCGAAGGAAGUAUUUAUCGCCCAGGACUCAAAAAACCAAUUCUUACCAUCAAAGGUGAAUGGAAUGGGUUGAUAUAUGCCAAACCAUUUUCGGGUGAUGAAUACGAAAUGGUUAAUGUUCGAGAAAAACUAGAAGUGAAAAAGGAAUGCGUACCGGUGGCAGAACAAGGUGAUAGAGAAUCGCGUCGUCUUUGGAGGCAUGUAACUGUUGGUUUAAAAAAGAAUCAAAUCAAUGAUGCAACAGCUGCUAAACGAUGGAUUGAGCAACGACAACGAGAUGAAGCGAAAUAUCGCCAGGUCUAUUUUUCAUCUAGUUGGAAUCUUAAACAAUGCACAGUGAAUGUGUUCAUUGAUUUAUCAUUUCAGGAAAAUGGCAUAUCUUAUCAACCCCAAUACUUUGAGAAAUCUGGUGAUGAUUGGAUUUAUAAGGAUGUCUUUCGAAAUGAUUCAUUUUAG